AUGAUUUUCGUCAUUUUCUCCCUGGUCGUCUUCUUCUCCGUUAGCUUCGGGCUGACUCAAGAUGGCCUUGGCCCAGACAUCGUGUUGCCGCCCUACAUCACGGUCACCUGCACCGGCAACGACCUUGAUGUUGACGGCCGCAUCUCUACCAUGGCAAGGCUGAUGGACUGGUGCUAUUGCGGCAACACCGUGAACCCGGGCAACCUCAAGUACGCCGGCAUGUCUGUCCACGAGGACUCUGCCAACGUUGUCAAUCGCAAGCUAAUGCGGACCUGGGUCUGCAGCAAAUACCGCAACGAUCCCUGCGAUGACUUUGACCAGUGGUACACUGCCCUGGGCAACGUCACCAGCAAGUGUGACAACAAGACCGGAUUCUACUAUGACUCCCAGUUGGGAAUGGCCUGGGGUUUCGAGACCAAUGACCAGACUGCGUACUGCGACAACGUCCCGUGGACCUGA
Molecule: messenger RNA, 459 nt
Organism: Diaporthe amygdali
Lineage: Eukaryota; Fungi; Ascomycota; Sordariomycetes; Diaporthales; Diaporthaceae
Exons: 3
Coding region: 1-459 (152 amino acids)
Source: RefSeq, a predicted model, not a curated record